Molecule: messenger RNA, 1346 nt
Organism: Puccinia graminis f. sp. tritici CRL 75-36-700-3
Lineage: Eukaryota; Fungi; Basidiomycota; Pucciniomycetes; Pucciniales; Pucciniaceae
Exons: 4
Coding region: 190-978 (262 amino acids)
Source: RefSeq, a predicted model, not a curated record
CACUGAUUCCAACCCCAUCCUUUAAGCUGCCAAGCUCAGCUCUUCCUGCCCUAGGCAUUCAUCGUUCUGUUUUUGUUUUCUUCUCAUUCACAGCUUUUUCCAGCAUCGCAGCUCUCCAGCCACCCGAGUUCCUCCAGAACGGUAUCUUAUCUUUUUUUUUUUUCUUUUUCAACUGAACCCCAAUUCGCCAUGAGAGUAGGGUUUCCCGCUGCUUUUGCAGUCCUUGCAACAAUCAUCUCGUGUACUUGGACACACGACACCUCUCCUGUUAGCCGUUCCAAUCUUGAAUCCCGCACCACCGACGACGAAGGAUGGUUCGAUUUAUCAGUAUCUGUCCGGAUGAAGAGAGACCAAAGCAGCUCGAGUUCACCGAUAGAAAAACGCUCUGAAUCGUCUCCCGCAUCCACACCCUUGAUUCUCAGAAGAAGCCCCGAAUCCGGCAAACUAAUCUGGCCACGCAGCUUUUCAGAGGCGCUCAAGAUGGCUGCGAGAGACGUGCCUGAGGGCAUCAAACGCUCCCUUCACCGACGUACAGCCUUAGCCCGACGAGCAAUGAGGGUUGUGAUUACUUGGUACACGGGCCAAGAUCUGCUGCAUCCGGCCUGUUUUGUCGACAGCGACAAUUGGGCACCCACGGACGAUUCGAUGGUUGCUGCUGUGACGAUUGUCUGGCCCGGCCAGCCUCCAUGCGGCUCGUUUGUCAGGAUCCAACACCAUUCCGACCCGAGCAAACACAUCCUCGUCCGGAUCGUUGAUAAGUGCGGUGGCUGUCCGCCCGGUCAACCCCACAUCGAUCUGACCAUCGGCGCUUUCGAGAAACUCUAUGCGCAAGACGUCGGCUUGGUUGAAGGCCUCAAAGCCAAGGUCGUCUCUUGUCCAUCUCACAUCAAUGCAAACUGGUCACAAGAAGUGAUCGACAUCUAUGGGCCCAAGGAAACCAUUGAUCAUCAUAAAUCGUCAAGCAAAACUGAAGCCUAACCAGCCUGGUGGUCUACAUCCGUUCAUCAUACACGCUCAGCGCCACUUUGCUACGCGCCGUUCAAGCUAUCGUUCAGAUUUCCUUUUUUCUUUGUCACUCAUUCAUCCUUGCUUACUACUCCCAACACCAUAGUUUGUUCUUUCACAAACGGACCGCAUGAUGCACAAGCGGCAUCAUCAUUUCCCCCUUUUUUUCGUUAUUGUUGAAUUGGCUCUGAGUUACUGAGUAGGACUAACUUACUCCUGCUACCGCGUCUCUCCAUUCAAGCCGUGAUAAACUUUGUCUUUUUACAUAUGUUGUUACAAGUUAGGGACAGUUUAAUACUAACAGUCGGGGAAACUUCUCCUCCACUCAUCAUUGCACCUGG